CCUUUUGGUUCUUCUCUUCCUUUUCUCUUGAACAUUGCCAUACGAGACCACACUUUUCCUUGCCAGCCAGCCGCCCCAGACAGACAGUGGCUCUAGCUUAUUCCUUGAGGGAUCAUGGCGUUUCUUAAGCGUAUCCCAAGCGUACGGAAGAAGAAUUCUUAUAGGCUGGCUGCAGUCAGCCCUACCGACAGGCCAUCUUCUCAAAGUGUCUCUGAGAGUGCAGCAGCUAAACUAUCAAGCGGUUUGAUACAGUGCCACAUUACUUUACUGGACGACUCCAUGUUCACUUGUGAUUUGAAUAAACAUAGCCUAGGAUCGACUUUGCUGGACGAAGUCUAUGCACAUGCUGACAUCAUUGAGAGAGAUUACUUUGGACUUUCCUAUAGUGAGAAUGGCUACAAUAAAUGGCUGCAAAGUGACAAGCCACUAAAAAAGCAAUUCAAAGGUGGGAGUUGUAGUGUCGUCCUAGAGCUUCGUGUCAAGUUUUAUACCUCGGAUCCCGUGUUUCUCGUCGAAGAGCUAACACGGUAUUUGUUCUUUCGUCAAAUCAAGAAAGAUCUUCUUGAGAACAGGUUGAUAUGUCCAACAGAAGCAGCUGCAAUCUUAAGCGCCUUUGCAUUACAAGCUGAGUUAGGUGAUUAUGACCCUGUAGGACAUCCACCUGGUUAUGUCUCUGAAUUCCGUUUCAUUUCAAAUCAAGAUGAAGUGUUUGAGAAGAGAGUAUCUGAGAUACAUCAAGAGAUAAGAGGACAGACCACUAGUGAGGCAGAGUACAACUUCUUACAGUAUGCAAGACAGCUGGAGUUCUAUGGAGUGGAGCAAUAUCCUGCUGCUGAUGAUAGAGGAGUAUCUAUAUCACUUGGGGUCUGCUCACAUGGGAUAGUCGUCUUUAAAGAUUUGUUAAAAUUAAACACUUUUACUUGGCCACAGGUUCUCAAGAUCACGUACUCAAAGAAAAAGUUUUAUAUAGAGCUAAGAAAAACAAUGGAAAUGGAUGAAAGGGUAGUUGGAUUUCACAUGGACAAUCACGAGGCCAGCAAGAGACUUUGGGUUGCAUGCAUAGAGCACCACGCCUUCUUUAGAAUGUCUGAAGUAUCUAAAGGCCCACAGAGAGGGAGCCCCUUUAGAAAAUCAAAGGUCAAAAUCACUCGUAAAACAGAAAAACAGGUUGUUGAAGCUAGCAAGUCAAUAGCGAGAGAUGGACAGAGAAUAAGAAGGACCCCUAGUAAGAGGUAUCCAAAAAGGAGCCCACUGGUUGGUGAUAAUGAUGACCUAAUGAGAAGAAGAGCUAAUACUGAGAUAAGAAGAACAGGUUCACUGAGAGACUAUGGAGGAGGGAGACCAGUAGUGGAAGUAAGGAGGGGACAGAGCCCCAGUGAACUAACACCAAGAAGACUCUCAGCUACCAGAGAGCACACACCUGCUAUGAGUUCUCCAAGGAGUCCAUUAAGUGAAGCAGAGGAUGAUUUCACAGCUGCUGAUUUCCUUCAGUUCCAGUUAGGAGAGACAGAGGAGAGCGGCUUCACGACAUUGCAAAUAUCUGAUCGUCACAAUCAUCAUCACGACAAAGAGGUUGGUGAAUAUUACGACGAAUCGAAUGCAGCAGAAGAAUUUGCCAAUCAGAUGACAAUAGACGACUUAGCUUCUGAAGGUUUUCUCAUGAUUAGACUCAAUCCUGAUUCUGAGGGAAGGUUUGGAUUCCAUGUUAAAGGAGGUCUGGAUCUUAACUUACCUGUAUUUGUCUCCAAAGUCAAAGAAGACUCACCAGCUUCUCAGUGUCAGCCUCCCCUAGAAGAAGGUGAUCAGGUUUUGUUUGUAAAUGGUAUGUCAACAGAUACAGCAACACACAUUGAAGUCAUCACUGCUAUCAAGUCUUCAUUAGAUAGGCAGCCGCCUCAGCUAGUACUCAUCAUAAAGCCAAGGGACCUAUCUAGAGUUGAUCCAACAGCAUCGGGUGAUUCUGCCCCUCAGUUCUCGUCUGAUCCUCACACUUUACUAAGAGAGUCAAUGGUUUCGUUAAAAGAGAGUGUACUCAAUGGAUCUGUUUUAGUUAGUUUUGAUCGUCUCUACAGAAAGAAGCCUGGGAUGUUGACCAUUGCCAGCAAAUUACCACAAAAUUUGUCAAAAAAUCGAUACAGAGACAUCACUGCUUAUGAUAUUACAAGAGUGCAUUUACUAGACGGUCCUGUUGAUUAUAUUAAUGCCAAUUAUGUUAACAUGGAUAUUCCAAGUACAUGUCAAGUUGUACGGUACAUAGUGACCCAGGGCCCAAUGCAAAACACUUGCAUUGACUUCUGGCAGAUGGUAUGGGAGCAAGGAUGUGGCUUCAUUGUAAUGCUAACUGAUAUAAUGGAGGAAGGAAAGGUCAAGUGUUGUAGGUAUUGGCCAGAUCAAGGUAACUCGACUGAGUACGGUCCGUUUCAGAUAUACUGUGAGAGUGAUAGGAAAGACAACCUUUGCUGCACGAGACACUUUGUAUUAAAGAACAAUAGGACAAAAGAAGAGAAACCAAUUAUCCAUUUGCAAUUCUUGGACUGGAGUGAAAGCAAUGUACCCCUAGUAAAGGCUGAUUUCUUAAGAUUCAUACGUAGACUGCAUACACUUAGACACGGGAUGGAGGAUCCACUGGUAGUUCACUGCAGUGGUGGCAUUGAUCGAAGUGGUAUCUUUGUUGCGAUGGAAACGGCACUGACGAAAAUAGAAAUCGUCGAGGCGUUCAAUCCACUGGAAAUAGUUCGAAUGAUGAGAGAUCAGAGAGGAAUGAUGCUACCUGCACUGAAUCAGUAUAAAUUUUUCUGUGACUGCAUUGUACAAGCUUAUGAAGAGGAUUACAUUGAAAUUGAUCUCUCCAAUCACGCAAAUAAUGUCAAAACUUCACCCUGAUUGAUCCAUCGAUUUCUCCUCUCAUAACAAUUAACUCAAAUAUAUUAAUAAUAAUAACAAUAAAAAUUAAAAUUUUUGUUUGAUACAACAGUCCUACUACAUUUAAGUAAUUACCCAUUAUUAUUAUUAUUAUUAUUAUUAUCAUUGUUAUUAUUAUUCUUUCGUUAUCCUUUCCCUGAAUUCCACUACUAAUCAGUCCCUCCCUCUCUCUCUCUGUUUAUCUUUCAUCUCUCCUUAUAAAAACAUCUACUUGUCAGUUGCUGCUCUAUAAUGUAUAAUUAUAAUUAUGAUGAUGAUCAUACUUGUAACAUUGAUUAUUAUUAUUUGUUUUUCUUUUUAAAUUAUUGUCAUUUUAAGCUGUUUUGAUAGGAUUUCCUUAUACACUCCUGCUAAAACUA
Molecule: messenger RNA, 3281 nt
Organism: Amphimedon queenslandica
Lineage: Eukaryota; Metazoa; Porifera; Demospongiae; Haplosclerida; Niphatidae
Product: tyrosine-protein phosphatase non-receptor type 4-like
Exons: 28
Coding region: 115-2883 (922 amino acids)
Biological process (GO): protein dephosphorylation
Cellular component (GO): cytoskeleton
Molecular function (GO): protein binding; protein tyrosine phosphatase activity
Source: RefSeq, a predicted model, not a curated record